Dentiscutata erythropus is the source of this 147-nucleotide messenger RNA. The record is from the annotation of a GenBank genome assembly. Lineage: Eukaryota; Fungi; Glomeromycota; Glomeromycetes; Diversisporales; Gigasporaceae.
ACUUUAAAUGAGAAUUUGCCAUGCGAAAGAUCAGGAUUCGGAGAAGGAACGCCAAAAUGCUAUAUAAGAUUGGCUAAAAGAAGCUUAGAAUCAGAUCAAAUAGACGACCAAUGGCAAAAUUUUCCGUCAGAGUUGGAUAUUGCUUGA